GACCGGGCGUGGCUCGGUAGGCAGCACUGGCGACUCGAGGACUCUGGCGAAGCCGCUUCUGCAGACGCAGCACUGCACUUCCUUCUGACAGGCUGCCUCAACGACAACACCUUGCUUGAAGUAUAAACGGAGCUGUUAGAAAGGUCGUACGUUGGGAAAGAAAACAACGGGAAAGAGUGUUUAGAAAUGACUGAUAAUAUAGCAAAUGAUGAGUCUGGCCUUUCAUUCACCCCUCUUGUGGUCAUUGAACUGGCUAGCAACACUGAAGAAGACGCAGUUAAAUGGCUAACAAAAAGAAUAAGCGAUAAAAAGGAGGAUGGAGGCGCUGACCUGAAAAUCACAGCACUUCCUAGGGCUAAGGAGGAUUUAAGCAAUGAGAAAAGGAAACUUUAUCUUGUGGGUGCUUCCAAGGAAAGACUGUUGCUUGGGGCAGAAGAAGUUGGACUUGUGAAGGAGUGCAAUGAUGGGCCAAUGAGAACCUUUACAUGCAGCAACAGGAACAGUUUUAAGGGCUUCGAAGAUAACAAGGAUGAUUUCCUCAGCAUGGCAGAGUGUCAAUACAUUAUUAAACAUGAGCUAGAUAGCCUGCGGGCCAAAAGUGAAACAAUGAUACCUGGAUACCCGCAAAUCAGCCUUUAUCCUGGGAAAUCAAUCCUAAGAAGACUCCAGUCAAAAGGGAUUUUGAUUCAAAUUUUCCCUCUUCAUGAUAAAGAAGAACUGAAAAAGUUGUCUGGUUCCUGGUUUGGCCAGAUUAAAUUUUCAUUCCAGCCACUUGAUGCAAUUCGCCACUACUUUGGAGAAACCAUUUCUAUUUAUUUUGGAUUCUUAGAGUACUUCACAUUUGCCUUACUGCCUAUGGCAUUUAUUGGUGUUCCUUAUUAUCUGUUUGCUUGGGAGGAUUAUGACAAGUAUGUUCUUUUUGCUACAAUCAACCUGUUGUGGUCAACGGUGAUUUUAGAAUUCUGGAAACGUCACUGUGCUACGUUGGCAUACAAGUGGGGAACUCUUGUUCGAAAGAAAGAGUUUGAAGAACCAAGACCAGGCUUCCAUGGGGUACUUGGUAAAAACCCAGUAACUGGAAGAGAUGAACCUGUUUAUUCCAGCACAAAACGACAUCUGCGGAUUUACUUGGUCUCUGUACCCUUCGUCAUUUUUUCAUUAUAUAUUUCUCUCUGUGUAAUGAUGGUCUACUUUGUCAUGGAAGAAUGGGUUUUAGAAUAUAACAAUAGCCACCAGUCCUUCUGGAGCAGUCUGUUGCUGUUUGUGCCCAGCAUCAUCUAUGCCAUUGUCAUUGAGAUCAUGAACCGUAUAUAUCGACUUGUAGCUGAAGUCCUGACUGGAUGGGAAAACCAUAGAUUGGAAUCAUCAUACCAGAACCAUUUGAUUUUGAAGGUUUUAGUGUUCAACUUUCUAAACUGCUUUGCAUCUCUGUUCUACAUAGCCUUCGUUCUGCAAAACAUGCACCUUUUAAGACAAAGUCUGGCAACUUUGCUGAUUACAUCACAAAUUAUUAAUCAAAUUGUUGAGGCCUUUCUACCUUACUGGUUGCAAAAGAGAUACAAACGACGAAUGCACAGCAAGAUGUCACAAGUAAUAAAAUACAAAGAACUGCCUUGGGUUGAAGACGUCGAGCUGGAAACCAGUAUGAGUACUUACUUUGGAACUUUUGAUGAUUACCUGGAGCUUUUUCUGCAGUUUGGCUAUGUCAGCCUUUUCUCCUGUGUCUUCCCUCUGGCAGCUUUGUUUGCAGUAUUGAAUAACUUAACAGAAUUGUACACAGAUGCCUUUAAAAUGUGCAGAGUCUUUAAAAGGCCCUUUUCUGAGCCUGCAGCCAAUAUAGGAGUAUGGCAGCUGGCUUUUGAAACAAUGAGCGUUAUUUCAGUCAUUACAAACUGCGCACUCAUCGGAAUGUCUCCCCAAGUGAAGUCGGUUUUCCAGUCUGAAACACAACUCAUUUUGAUUAUGACAGCUGUUCAGCACUCCUUGUUGGCACUUAAAUUUAUUUUAUGCUUCAUCAUCCCGGAUGUUCCUAAGGAAAUACAGACGAAAUUGGCAAGACUGGAAUUUGAAUCACUAGAAGCCCUCAAACAGCAACAAUUGAAACGGGCAAAAGAGGCCUUGAAUCUGAAGUAAGGCUGAAGAAAAAAGAAGAAACCGUUGAACCAAAGACAUGGAGUGAAGCCGGACAGGGGAUGACUUGUGCGGCCCACGCACUGUGGCGUAUGGUUUUGUCCACUUGGACAGCUUUAAAACAGAUUUUUUCAUUUGUUUUAUCAGGGAGUCCUAACAUAGGUUGUUUUUUGUUGUUUGAUUUUAUUCACUCCGUUUUCUCAUUUGCAGUGAGCACAUCCUAAGUGCAGAGGCCUCUAAUCUCCUUCACUCAGUGGCUUCACGCAACUUGUGCUGCACUUUUGUAAAUUUAGAUUCUGUUUAAACUCUGCUCUUGUCUGAAUCUGAAUCUAGAGGGUAGCUGUAGCUAACUUGGGUGUUGCUCCACUUUUACAACUUCUGUCCUGCCUGCUUGUUAAAUAAUACAGACAAUGGAAUCAUGGUGGGUGGGGUAAAUACCCAAGUCAUCGCACUUUUGGUGGCAUGUAGGACUUCAUUUUAUAAAAUGUCCAUUUGGUUAUGAUGAAUAUCCGGUAUGAUAAAAGGGCCCACCUGUCUGACGAGCUGCGCUGCUCUCAUUUACCUAAGCUGAGUUUUUGUUUUUAAUAAUAGCAAAGCUAUAAGCGCCUGAUAGCAGCAUAUAAUUUCACAUCCUGGGCAUUACAGCCAGCCUCGUUCGUUACGUCCAAUGCAAUUCCCUCUGACCCAGGGGUUAAGCAGAUAAGGAAAGAGCUGCAGCAAUGAAUACCAAGCAAAUUUCACCAGGUCAUGAAUUAUUCUUGGUCAUUAAGUAAUGGCAGUAAAACAGAAAUAGCGCACUCCUCAUAAUAAAACAGAGCUCUGCGACCGGAGGUAAACUCGGAAUCGCAGCAAAAAGGUAAUAAAAUGUAGUAUUUCAUUUUUUAUUUUAUCACUUGGAAAGAGCUGUUUUUAAAAAGAAAAAGAAACUUUUUUUUUGUAUUCAUUUUUUCCUUACUUCUACGCUGAAUGUUUGUAAGUAUUGUACAAUCCAAACAGUAUUACUUACCAAAAACAGCAUUCAACAAAUCAUUUUAUUAUCAAAAAUAGGCUCGUGCGUUAGAAUCUUCAGCAUGACCAGCCUGAACUGUGUGACAAGUGUAUGUCUGUAACCGCAUUAAGGCUGGCAUGCUAGGGGGUAACAUGCCCACCAUUAGGGUUUCCAGGUUUCCUGCCCACCCUUGUCCUUCAUACAGACGAAGCGCUUUUAUGUCAGAUUCUCAAGUCUUUGGCUGUUUUCUUCAGGGAUCUUUUUUCAAUUGUAGUUGUCUGAAUUAGGUGACGUCCUCAGAACAACAGUUGGCUUUACUAUUGUAGUUCUUUUUAAUAAAAAUAAAUCUUGUUAUAUAUAAAUGGGAAGUAAUCAUAGUACUGCAUGCAAUAUAAUGCAAACAUUGCAGAUAUCCUUUUAUUGCAUAUAACCCUUUAAAGUUUCAAUAUUUUAGCCAUCCUUUCAGGUAAAGGCGCCAGCAGGGUGAGUUCUCUCAGGCUUUCAAUUUAUGUUUCGAUUUAUGUGGGUCUUCCUCUCUUAUAGUCUCACUGAAGCCACGUUUCCCUUAAUUGUAUGGAUUUGUCCUGCUUAAUAAAUCGUGUAUUUCUCUUCA
Messenger RNA from Polypterus senegalus (gray bichir), 3731 nucleotides. It is a transcript of the gene ano10a, whose product is annotated as anoctamin 10a. The transcript is spliced from 13 exons. Gene Ontology annotation, biological process: chloride transmembrane transport. NCBI's taxonomy places the organism in Eukaryota, Metazoa, Chordata, Cladistia, Polypteriformes, Polypteridae. The record is from RefSeq and is a predicted model, not a curated record. The coding region runs from base 187 to 2133 and encodes 648 amino acids. Gene Ontology annotation, cellular component: plasma membrane. Gene Ontology annotation, molecular function: chloride channel activity.